Molecule: messenger RNA, 4448 nt
Organism: Eufriesea mexicana
Lineage: Eukaryota; Metazoa; Arthropoda; Insecta; Hymenoptera; Apidae
Gene: l(2)gl
Product: LLGL domain-containing protein l(2)gl
Exons: 16
Coding region: 521-4075 (1184 amino acids)
Biological process (GO): Golgi to plasma membrane transport; regulation of establishment or maintenance of cell polarity; regulation of Notch signaling pathway
Cellular component (GO): cortical actin cytoskeleton; plasma membrane; cytoplasm
Molecular function (GO): syntaxin binding; GTPase activator activity; myosin II binding
Source: RefSeq, a predicted model, not a curated record
ACAGACGUGGAAUGACUUCACGCCUCUGUCGAGUAUUUCAAUGGUUUUACGUGUUCGUUCGUAUCGUAAGUUAGACAGCAGGCUGGGCCAUCGUGCGACCUGUCGUCGAAAACCAUUCUCUCGAUAGACCCGAAAAAGUUUCGCGUAACGUCACUAAAAAACUCGUAGCGGCUGACACAUUGGUCAGGCAGACUGGAAUCAGUGAGUGAGCGAAAGAGAAAGAAGGAGAGAGUGCGGGAAAGGGAAAAAGAAGGAAGGAGGAGGAUACGGCGUGAAAGACAGGGGACUGACGUGUUGCAGGCGUAUCGGACGUGUGCGGCCGAACACACCGACGAAAUACGUAUUGCGGUACGCGCGCGAGUUUUACCGUUCAUUCAAGAAUGUUUUAAUUACGAGAGGUCCUCGCGGUCUUAACCGAGCCCUUCGCGACGGCAGUGAUACGUCGUGGCGUUACACCUGAGGAUUAACCGUUUUUAACGGACGUGUCGCACCGCUCGAGGAAGAGACAACGCCGACAGAGAUGUUGAAGUUUAUCAGAGGGAAGGGCCAACAACCUACGGCCGAGCGACAGAAACUGCAAAAGGAUCUUUUUGCCUUUCGAAAGACAGUGCAGCAUGGGUUCCCAAACAAACCCACAGCCCUUGCAUGGGAUCCGAGUUUACGGCUGAUGAUCAUUGGCACGGCAUCCGGCGCCAUCAAGGUAUUUGGUAGGCCAGGUGUGGAAUUCUAUGGACAACACACCAUUGAAAGCGGGGAAAAUGCUGUGACAAAGAUCGUCGCCCUGCCCAACGAGGGUCGCGUAGUUUCUCUCUGCGAUGACAACUCUCUUCACUUAUGGGAGAUCAACGAGAGUUCGGUCGUGGAGACCAAGUCGCUCUCGUUGGAAGGCAAAUUGAAGAAAAUCUCGGCGAUGUGUCUCGAGUCGAGCGGCGAACACCUGCUCCUGGGAACGGAGGGCGGGAACAUCUAUCUUCUAAACCUGAAAACAUUUGUGAUGCCUGACAAUAUUAUCUACCAAGAUGUCGUGAUGCAAAACGUGCCAGACGAUUACAAGAAGAAUCCAGGAGCGGUCGAGGCGAUAGCGGAACAACCAGGUCACCCAGACAAUAUUCUGAUAGGUUACAAUCGUGGUUUAAUGGUUUUGUGGAACAAAGCGACUCCUGGAGCCCAGCAGCUGAUGGGUUUGUUUUCGCGUGCGCAGACAUUCGUCUCCACGCAACAGCUGGAAUCUGUCCAUUGGGUCUCCGAGACCCGUUUUGUUUCCUCCCACAACGAUGGAUCGUAUGCAUUUUGGAGUCCAGGCAGCGAUAGCAUGUUGGACUCGACUACACCCUAUGGACCAUUCCCGUGUAAAGCUGUCACUAAAAUUCUCGUCUAUCCGACUGCAGAACAUGGAGAACUGGUUUUAUUUUCGGGUGGAAUGCAACGUGCAAGUUAUGGCGAUCGUCACACCAUUACUGUUAUGGCGAAAGAAAGAAAACAUGUUGUUUUUGAUUUUACAUCAAAGGUGAUCGACUUUUUUACUGUAUUUCCUAAACAAGAAGAUGGGAAAGAUACUCCUGAUAACCCAGAAGCGCUUAUAGUAUUGGCUGAAGAAGAGAUCGUAGCCAUUGAUUUGACUAAUCCCGAGUGGAAAAUGAUGGCAUUACCAUAUUUAGUAUCUCUCCAUGCAAGCGCGGUUACUUGUUCACAACAUGUUCCAAAUGUCCCCGACGAAUUGUGGGACAAUAUCAUCAUAGCUGGGAAAGCACAAACGGAACAUUUAUACUCGGAUAAACCAUGGCCUAUAGACGGUGGAAUUAUUCUUAAUCAGAAAUCGGGAAACGAUAAACCAAAAGGCAAAGAAUUAUUACUUACUGGUCAUGAAGAUGGAACUGUGAGGUUCUGGAAUGCAUCCGACGUUGCUCUAACACCUCUAUACAAAUACAACUCGUCUAUCUUGUUUACUGGCGAACACCUGGAUGUUCUUGAACAACCACCGGAAGAUGACGAGGAUGAGUGGCCACCAUUUAGAAAAGUUGGAACCUUUGAUCCAUACUCUGAUGACCCGAGGCUGGCAGUGAAAAAAGUUUUACUUUGUCCAUUGUCAUCUACGUUAGUUGUUGCUGGCACGGCUGGGCACAUAAUUACAGCCACCAUAUCAUCUGAACCUGUAAACAAGGAGAUCAAAGCUAUUACGAUGAACAUUGUGAACGAUCGCGAUGGAUUUGUUUGGAAAGGUCAUGAUCAUCUGCCGGCAAGAACAACCAGCAUAUCUUUCGCAGUCGGUUUUCAACCGCAAAGUCUUCUUCAAUUAUAUCCGCCGGCUGCGGUUACAGCAUUAGCUAUACACAGUGAAUGGGGAUUACUUGCUGCAGGCACAGCUCAUGGUUUAGCUGUUUUCGAUUAUACAAGAGCAAAGGCUGUCAACGUGAAGUGUACGCUCAACCCAAAUGAUCUUUCAGGAGCAGGUGAUACACCGAUUUCUAGAAGAAAAUCGUUCAAGAAAUCACUAAGGGAGUCUUUCAGAAGAUUGAGGAAAGGAAGAUCACAACGUCGAACGAAUGCUAGUAGUCCAACUAGAAAUGCGGCACCAGAAAAGAAGAAAGAAACGUCCAGUGUUGCUUCUUCACCGAGUGCUGAUCUUUCCCCUGUAGAAUUAAAACCUGUGGAAAGACAAGUGGAAGCAAGACCUGUAGAUGAUGCAUUGGGUUCAAUGGUUCGAUGUUUAUACUUUGCUAGGAGUUACAUUAUAAGCAUGCAAAAUACGAUGCCCACACUUUGGGCGGGUACCAAUAACGGUACAGUUUAUGUUUUCACGUUAGCGAUCCCUGCUGGUGUUAGAAGAACAGAAGAGGAUGUAAAUUGUACAUUAGGAAAAGAGAUUCAAUUAAAGCAUAGAGCACCUGUAAUUGCAAUCACAAUUCUCGAUGGAUCUAGCGUACCGUUACCAGAACCAUUCGAAGCCGAAAAAGGUGUAAGUCCUGGCCCCGAUAUGGCUUCUCCACACAGAGUUGUAAUUGCUAGUGAAGAGCAAUUCAAAAUCUUCAAUCUUCCAUCCUUAAAACCAUAUUGUAAAUACAAACUUACCGCACACGAGGGUUCACGAGUAAGAAAAACAGGUUUUGCAAAAUUCACAUGCUCAAUGGAACCUGCGGGAACACACGAAGAAACCUGUUUGUUAUGCUUGACUAAUCUCGGAGACUGUUUAGUGCUCAGUAUUCCCGAAUUGAGAAGGCAGCUUAAUGCUGCUGCUAUUAAGAGGGAAGAUAUUAAUGGCAUUUCUUCGUUAACAUUCACGAAAGCUGGCGAAGCGUUAUAUUUGUAUUCAAGUUCAGAACUGCAGCGAAUUUCAUUGUCCGCUAGUAAAGUGACAAAAGCACACUGUGCGCUAAAUUUGCCACCCAACGCCAGAUCAUUUCCUGAAACUAAUAACGACGAAACUCAAGAACAAGGAGUGGUUGAAGGUACAGCUGAAACGGAAGGUGAAACAACACAAGGAAGUCAGCCAGCUACGGUGCAAAGGAUGAUUACAGAGAAUGGUGUGGUGGGUUCCACUGGUGGUGAAGAAUCUCCAAAAGAAUCACCUUUGCAACCAGCUACGAGUACUAAUGAUGUAAAUGGAGAAGAUGACCGUCAAGACUUAAGUUCUAUUGGAGAUAUAACUAUUGAUAGCGUGAAGGACCAUUUACUUAACAGUUCACUUUUCAGAAAUGCAACGUCUUCCGAAGAUCUUCACAGUCGUCUUGCAGGACUUAAGAUGGAAGUAACUUCUCGAACUUCGGAGAUAUCUACUCAAAAUCAAUCCCUUGUGGUAAAGACCACUACCGUUGUUUCGCAAACAACCAACAAUACUACUGCUAACGGCGAGAUUGAAACAAGUCAGACAAAUGAAACACAACAAAUGAACAGCACUACGGUAGAGAGAGAGAUACGCAGCGGUACUGAGACUACAACGACACAUGCUACCAUCACUCUACCCCCAAACGUCGAGAUUAGUGCAGCUGAUUUGGCAAACUUGGAGAUGACGACAACUACAGUGACUACCGAAAAGUCGAAAGCUCCAUUGGCAAGGCCUGAAGAAGUCGGUUCUUAGGAAUAUUGCAAAUUGUCCCGUGUCCUACUCACUGAUUUCAUGCUCUAUACUCAGAGCCACACAAUAAUUAGAUUUUUUGUUACUUAAUGGACUCACGUGUACACAGCGGCGAUAGGUAGAAUUUAUAUAUCGUAGGUUUUUUAAAAAAUCUAGAUUUGUACGCGGCAUUAGCGUUAGCCAUAAACAAUAAGCAAGUGAACUUGGAGUAUUGUAGCGACGAACCAAUCGAGAUAUAUUAACUGCCAAGAUCGUCGAUAUAUUUUACGUUUUAACUAAACAUUCUUACUGCAUUUCUCGCAACAAUCAAUUUUGUAUUGAACAAAAUUUUCGGCGGUUUAGUGGAACUAGGCCUAGGUAAUUUUAAUAAAAUACA